UUGUGAUUGGUCGGUCGGUCCGGACAAAAUGAAUGGCAGCUUGCAUUGUUCGACGUCCCUUCAAGACGGUGGACACCGCGGCUCCCAACUCGCAAAAGCAGCGUUGGUGUGCGAGAGGACACGACAUGGGGGAUCAGAGGCCUCCAGAGUUCGGGUCCCUGCAGGAAGAGCUGGAUUACUGGAAGGACCUGGCUGCCAGACAACAACAGAGGGCGGAGGAGGCCCAGGAGGAGCUGCAGGAGUUCCAGCUUAUGAGUCGGGACUACGAGCUGGAGCUGGAGGCGCAGUUAAAACACUGUGAGGCGCAAAACUGCGAGCUAUUGUCGGCCAACAGCCGCCUCCGCAUGGACCUGGAAAACUACAAGGAGAAGUACGAGUCGCAGCACUCGGAGGCCCACCGGCAGAUCUCCAGCCUGGAGGGAGACCUGGCCGAGACCACCGCCGCCAGAGACCACCUCCACAAGUACAUCCGGGAGCUGGAGCAGGCCAACGACGACCUGGAGCGGACAAAGAGGGCGACCAUCAUGUCUCUGGAGGACUUUGAGCAGAGGAUGAACCAGGUCAUCGAGAGGAACGCCUUCCUAGAGAGCGAGCUGGACGAGAAGGAGAACCUGCUGGAGUCGGUCCAGAGGCUGAAGGACGAGGCCAGAGACCUGAGGCAGGAGCUGGCGGUGCAGCAGAAGCCGGUUCAAGACAGGAAGUCGUCCUUAGGCAGCUCCAUCACAGACGCCCCCCCCACCUCCACCUCCCCUCCCGCAGCAGGUCUCCCGACCCCCCCCCUCACCCCGCCAGACAAACUGACGGAGGACAGACACUCGCCUCCGUCCUCUCACCACGCCGCCGCGCCUCCACUCAGACCUCCACCCUCAGCAGAGUCCUUUGACUCAGUCAGCAGAGUGGGGGGGGAUCCUCUCCCCCCCUCGGCCAGGAUCUCCGCCCUGAACAUCGUCGGGGAGCUGCUGAGAAAAGUGGGGAACCUGGAGUCCAAGCUGGCGUCGUGUCGCGACUUCAUCCAGGAGCAGACGGCGGGCCGCAGGGCGGGGGCGGCGCCGGGCCACGGCGGUGGCUCGGAGACCCGGCCCCCCAACGGGCUCUACGGCGCAGGGCUGGUGAAGAGGUUGGACUUCGGCGCGCCCCCCAAGCUGCUGCUGUGAGCCCCCCCCCCCCCCCUCCCCUUGUGGAUUGGCAGAGCGAGGACUGUGGAAUUUACUGCUUUCUCUUCAAAUCUUCUUUUUGUGUUUGGACUGAAGAUGAAGCAGAUUUUAGAGACAGCAGAAUGACGGUUUGUAAUGAAAAGACACCGAUGGCUGCAGGUAGAGAUUCAUGGUGAGCGUUUUACUCGGAUGCAUGAAGGUGUUUCCUUCACUUGUCUUUGCCACAUAGACGCACACUGCGGUGAGAUUCGUCCUGGUUUUAACGUUUCUUCUGCAGUCGGCGUCGUGGUGACGUAAUCCGCCUGAAGAUCUUUGAUCCAAAAACCCAGAUUAAUAACUGGUGCAAUUGUGUUUUACGACAGCAUUCUCUGUUGUGACCACCAGGGGGCAGUUCUUCCUUUUUGGAGAUCUGAACCUUUUAAAUUUUCUUAAUGAGAUUCGGAGCUUUCAGUCCGUCUGAUGUUGUGUGAUGAAACGACCUCUGACCUCUGACCGAACUCUACUUCCGUCUCGGGGAGUGAAAAGCAGACGUGUGAGUACUUCAGUGAAGGCUACUUGUUUUAUGUUAAAAAGCAAUAAAGGGUGUGUUAUGUUUGACUUGA
Molecule: messenger RNA, 1756 nt
Organism: Gasterosteus aculeatus aculeatus (three-spined stickleback)
Lineage: Eukaryota; Metazoa; Chordata; Actinopteri; Perciformes; Gasterosteidae
Product: nuclear distribution protein nudE homolog 1-like
Biological process (GO): chromosome segregation; establishment of mitotic spindle orientation; centrosome localization
Cellular component (GO): kinetochore; centrosome; kinesin complex
Molecular function (GO): microtubule binding
Source: RefSeq, a predicted model, not a curated record